Orbicella faveolata is the source of this 5451-nucleotide messenger RNA. Its product is annotated as extracellular calcium-sensing receptor-like. Gene Ontology annotation, cellular component: membrane. Gene Ontology annotation, biological process: G protein-coupled receptor signaling pathway. Gene Ontology annotation, molecular function: G protein-coupled receptor activity. The record is from RefSeq and is a predicted model, not a curated record. NCBI's taxonomy places the organism in Eukaryota, Metazoa, Cnidaria, Anthozoa, Scleractinia, Merulinidae.
AAAAACAAAGAUUAAGUUAUAAGUUGGGAAACUAUUUUGAGAAGAAGACAUCAAAAUGAUAGCAUUCUCGGGCAGGAAACAAUUGGGCUCGUCACGAAGUCUCGCGUGACCAACACAAAAUACGUCUACGUUUUACGUUAUGCUUGUUGAGGAUUAGCGCAAAUGUUAAGAUUAAACUUUGGUAACUUUACAAUCAUAUUUUCAGAUAUUCCAUCAGUUCUGACUUGAAUUUACGCAUACUCUACAAAACAAUAACAAUGACAAACACUAUUUCAUAAUUGCUAUAUAUUCAACAUAUCAACACAUCCGUGCGCGGAUUAAAUUGCUGUUUGAAACCUGCAGCUGUUGCAUACGCUCGUCAGUUCAUUAUCACAUUUUGAGAUUUAGUCAAAGCCGCAUGAUGGUCAAUUUCCCAUCUUGAGACGUGUUUUCGGUAAAAACAUCGGAUAAGAGAGAAAACGUCGCUAUUAUGUAGACUACCACUGCACUCUAAUGGCUGAUAAUGUAUAUUUACGAGUAGUUCAGCCAAUCAAAUUGCAGCAUUGGUAUUACUAUACUUGUAGAUCUCCACUACAAAUAGAUAGAAACACGAUAAAUGUUUUCGAUUCCUUAAGUAAGAUCUCCUUACAAUCUCAAUACAUAGCAAACCAACAAGUGAUAAGAAUGUCGAUGAGAUCUUUCCUCGAGUAAAGGACAGCACGACCAGGUCCUCACAACUGACAAAAAGAUAUGAACAUGUAUGUCAAUCAUGGAGAGGAGAAUCGACAUUUCCAGCUUGGGAAAACAUGAAAUACAUAAUUUACCAACAUUGUACAGAUUAUUACGCAAACAUAUGUCUUCGAAAAUUCAGAAUACAUCCCACUCAUAGUGGGCUUCCUGUGAAGUAGUUAUUUCGCUAAGCGGAGUUUGUCAUCCUAAAUAAAGAAUUACCAUUACCAUUCUAUAUGUCUGCGAUAGAGUUCCACGAAACUGGUGUACAAACUCUAAAAAGAUGGCCCACAUCAACUCUCACGGUAGUAGAUGGUCAGAGGUUCGUGCCGACCAAUGCCUCCAUAAGAACCAAGGAGACUUAACUGAUAAGUGUUGCGUAGAAACAGAAGGCGUGCUCGCGAAAUAAAUCACACAGUACCUCACCGAAGAAGUGGUGCAAAAGAGUGUUUUAUUUUGCGUUUUUUAAUACGUGAUGGAACAUUUCCACCUGUGCGGAAGAGAGCGGCGCCUUCCAUUCAACCAAAAAUCCCGAAAAUUUUGAAAUGGGGACAAAAUGAUACGGAAAUAUCCAAGGAAAGUUUCCAGAAAAGCCGAAAAAUUGUUGAAUUUAGGAAAAACGAACCAUUCGACCGAAAAUUCCGGAAAUUCUGGGAGGAAAAUCAAAUGGAGCAGAUAUUCUCCGUAGGACAUAUUGCGAAAAUUUGGAGAUACCUCGCCAACUUAGGUGCUUACCGUUUGUUGGAAUAAACCGAUUGGAAUGACCGUUAAAUAAUGGUAAGGGUUUUAUAGCAUCAGCAAACCAACCGAAAGAAAUGGCGCUUACCAUUUGCAAUUCGAUUUGCGGUAAUUGUUUUCGGCUGACGAGAGACUGGAAAUUGGUAAAUUUAGCAAAUGGUAAGGAAGUUUCGGCCAUUCCGUUCCAACCGGAACAAAAAGGACUACAGCUGUACCUCGAAAUGUCGUCCACAACUCCGAAUUAAUUUUCCGGAAAAUUACUAUUCCAUUUGAUUUUCAACCGAAAUUCCCGGAUUUCUGAUCUAAAUGAUAAGUACCCUUCUUCUUCAGUUCCGAAAAUUCAGGAAUUGCCGUUCCAUUCGUGAUAAGAAAUUUUCCGCAAUUCAAGCCAGAAUUUUUCAUCGAAUAGACAGCGCCCAGUAUUUAUACAAUUGUACAAGAUACGCUGCGCAUAAAAUGUCGCUAAAGAAGUAGAAAAUUAUAAAGCGGCCCGACAAAAUACAGUACGUAAUUUUUACGGCAUGAAACGCACGUAUUGUGAGAAGGUCAUUUUCAACUAUUUAAGUGGAUAAUGGAGUCUCCCUCUCGGUAAAUGUAUUUACUUAAAGUCGCUAACAAAGUGACAACAAAUUUGGUUUGUUUUCGUGCGGAAACGCAUAAAACGACAGUACGCUAUGGUGUUCCAAGAACUAAUUAUUUCUUUAUACUUUGUCUACGUUGUAGGCUACCAGAAUCAGUAAGACAAAGUUCGAGAUUAAAAACAUAACAGGUUGUGUAAAAAAGACACUCACUUUUUUAAUUAAGAACUUUCAAAAUGUAAAUAUUUUUCACUCUUGUCAAGCGAAGCAGAUAUGUUUUUAUUUAGUUGUAUUAAUUUUUUUCCAUCGUAACUAUUGGUUGCCAGUAAUUGGAAUAGCGUGAUAUCAGGUAUAUGUUAUUGCCAUUUCUAGAAAACUCUUCAAAGAAACCAAAUUUAACAAUUUUUGUUGUAAUUAUUAUUUUGGGCUCAGAGAUCAAAUGCGAGAAAUCAUUAGUACUAGUGUUUAAAUAAAUUUUCCCUUUUGAUGAAAAAAAAUCUCUAAGUCAACAGAUUCGUGUCAGCACGCUUACUUAAGAGAAGGUGGCAAAUAUAGGAUUCACCCAAAACCGAUCAAGUUGCGUCCAAGUGGUGACAGACUUUAGAAAACGCGAACACCGGGUAAUGUUUUCCUUCGUUCUUCUCGCAAUUUUUUGUUCAAAUAUCCAUCGAGCGGAUUCCAAGUUUCAUCCAAACCGUAUCUUCAAGCCGGGUGACGUAACCCUAGGGGGCCUUUUCGAUGUGCACAUCAAAGGACCAAAUGACACCUGCAGCAGCGAGUUAUUCACCAUGGGUCUUGGUCACGUCGAGGCCAUGCUCUUUGCUAUUGAGCGCAUCAACAACGAUUCCAGUAUUUUACAAAACGUCACUAUAGGUUACGAUAUUCGCGACUACUGCGAGAACGCUGGCAUGGCGAUGACGAUGGCUUACGACGUGGUUAGAAGCACCGAUCCGUUCUGCCAGUCUGGUAAGAAUCGCACAAACGAUUUGUCAUCUCAUCCUCCAGUUGUGGCUAUUAUCGGUCCGCACGAUUCCAUAAGCGCCGUGUUGGUUGGGGGUCUUCUCCAAGUAAACGGCAUCGCCGCUAUCAGCCCUUCGGCAACGAGCCACGAACUCAGCUCCAAGAUGUACCGCAACUUUUUCCGCACAGUUCCCUGCGACACAUGGCAAGCUAAGGUCAUGGCGGACAUCAUUGAGUACUUCAAUUGGACUUACGUUGCCACCAUAGCACUUGACGACACGUACGGACGACAAGGCGUCUGGGCGGUUGAGAAAGAAGUUUACAAGCGCAGAACUUUUUGCAUUGCUUAUUCCGAGUUUCUCCCGAGACUCGAUUACACCGAGAAGCUCAGUCAAAUUGUCUUCAAGCUCAAACAACAACGAAACAUUGGAGUGGUCAUUGUGUGGUUGUCAGGAGGGUAUGGAAGGGCUUUUCUACAAGAAACGAACAAACAAGGCGUGCGCGAUCGCACGUGGAUUUUCAGCGACGCUAUAACCGCCGAGGAGAGCGUGCAUUUGGACCCGCGCUUCACGGGACUCGAGGGAUCUCUGGGAAUUCAGCCACGUGACUACCGUGACAAGGCCUUCGAUGAUCACUUAAGAACGAUGACACGAGCGAGAACUUUGAAGAGUAACUUAACGUGGUGGAAAGAAUUCUGGGCUCAACAUUGCAACCGCAAACUGUCAGAAUGCACAAAGAACAUGUCCUUAUAUCAGUCGAUUAAAAAAAUUCGGAGUUCAUUCGUCCCUUAUCUUCUGGAUGCAGUAUACGCAGUUGCCCACGCUAUUGACAAAAUGUACAAAUGCGUGGAACCAAAUGGUUUACUACCGGGAGGAGAGUGUCCUCGUGUUUCACCCAGCAUUGAUACGAAAAGUCUUCCUCUCUACCUUCAGAAAGUCAGUUUCGAUGGAGUCACUGGCCGCGUGCAGUUCGACGAGUCAGGAGAUGUACAAACAGCAUCGUACGAUAUAGUAAAUUUUCAGAGGGGCGAUCUCCCAGGUAGGCGAUACAAAAAGGUCUUGGUUGGUUCUUGGAGGAAAAACGCUAAGCCGCAGCUCUCGCUAGAAUCAAACGUGUUAUGGAAUGCCAACUUGAACGGCAGCAUGCCGAGGUCCGUAUGUGUAGAGGAGUGUCCCCCAGGGACUAGGAUGUCACCGACAACACCAUGCUGCUGGGAAUGCAUUAAAUGCAAACAAAACAGCAUAAGCACGCGGCACGGUUCCCACAACUGUACAGAAUGUUCACAGAGGCAGCGAUCGAAUAAAGAGCGAACGAAGUGCACGGAGCUUCCGAUAAUAAGCAUGCAACUGAACAGCAUCAGUGGUAUACUUAUCACGGUUUUUGCCAGUUUUGGUCUUAUUUUGGCGCUUUUCACGUGGGGUAUUUUCAUAAGGCAUUUCAACACCCCUAUAGCCAAGGCCUCAAAUAGAGAAAUGAGUUUAAUACUCUUAGCCGGGGUCACCUCAUUGUUUGUAUUAUCUCUACUCAAUCUACCCGAACCCACCAACAUGAUCUGCCGAUUCAGCCACUGUGGACGGAUGACCAUUUGGAUACUGUGCGUUAGCGUUCUCCUCGUCAAGACAAUACGAAUUGCUAGUGCAUUUCAAGGGGACAUCAUUGCGCAGAACGUCAAACCCUUCAUCGCUAAAGCCAGCACUCAGAGAGCUCUUCUAGCCUCGCUUACAGCUGUGCAGAUGAGCUUGACAAUAGCGUUGCUAACGCUGGGUCCGCCUUACAAGGAAACCACCAUUACGUAUCUGAAACACAUUUCAAUCAUCUGCAAGGCAUACAGUUCACACGCUGCGGAAAACAUCGUAUUCGUUAACAUCACCUACGGAUUCGUGCUUUCGCUAUCAUGUACGUACUACGCCUACAAGGUAAGGAAUAUCCCUGAAAACUUCAACGAAGCCAAGCGUAUCGGAUUUGCCAUGUACAUCUUACUCCUAUCGGCACUGGCCUACUACCCAGUGGCGUUCGCUCUUGACGGAUGGCACAUAACCGUGCUGGAAUGCGCCACGAACAUUACUAGUGCCCUGGGAUUCCUUCUCUGCAUUUUUGCACCCAGAAUCUACAUAAUACUGUUCAAACCAGGACAGAAUACUCUGGUCGUAUCCAGAGCGCAAGUUGCAAGCUAUUCCUUUGCAACAACGACAUAUCGCGGUGCUCUUACUAAGGGUGGAAAAUUGGCCAACAAUUCGAAAAAACUGUGACCUCGUUAUUACGAUCGACAACGAGAACCGUCGACAUUUGCGAAAAAUUUUACUUUUCCAAAAUGACUGUACUGCCUCAAGUUGAAUUCCACGACGUCUAGCUAGCCGUCUAACCUACAUGUACAUCUCCAGACUUAACCUAGCAGCGGUUCCCAAAAUCAAGAUGUUAAUUCUCCUCGACAGACAUUUUUCGCACGUUAAUCUGCGGUUGUAUCUUA